This is a messenger RNA of Ictidomys tridecemlineatus (thirteen-lined ground squirrel), 2930 nucleotides long. NCBI's taxonomy places the organism in Eukaryota, Metazoa, Chordata, Mammalia, Rodentia, Sciuridae. The record is from RefSeq and is a predicted model, not a curated record.
CUCCUCCCCCGUGCUGAGUCAACCAAUUCCUGACCAGUUCUCUGCUCAAGGUUCUUUGCAGCCAGGAUCCAAGGUCUGCCGUGUGUACUUGUCUGGAGAGAUCUGAGCACAAAACAAAGUCCCCUUUCCUACUCCUGUUGGGGACUUAAUCCAGCUGUGUCCUCAACAGCACCAGGCAGGUGGUGACCUGAGAAUUCCGUGUCCACUUGCUGAGGACUGCCCCACUAUGCAGUGGCUGAUGAGAUUCCGGGUCCUCUGUGGCAUCCACAAAUCCUUCCACAUCUUCCACCCUGCCCCUCGGCAGGUGGGCCGCCAAUCUUCAUCAGGACUUAGAGCCCCGAGGUGGAGUGACCAUGAUACACCUGAGGAAUUCAACUUCGCCAGCUCGGUGGUGGACUACUGGGCUCAGAUGGAGAAGGAGGGCAAGAGAGGUUCAGAGACAGCCCUGUGGUGGGUGAACGGCCAAGGCGAUGAAGUGAAGUGGAGCUUCCGGGAGAUAUCCGAGUUAACCCGCCGCACAGCCAACGUCUUCACACAGGCCUGUGGCCUGCAGCAGGGAGACCAUCUGGCCUUGAUUCUGCCACGCGUGCCUGAGUGGUGGCUGGUGACCGUGGGCUGCAUCCGGACAGGCAUUGUCUUCAUGCCCGGGACUACCCAGCUGACUGCCAAGGACAUCAUGUACCGACUACAAGCAUCUAAAGCCAAGGCCAUUGUGACCACAGAUACGCUUGCCCCUGCGGUGGACUCUGUGGCUUCUGAGUGCCCCACGCUGAAAACCAAGCUGCUGGUGUCUGAUCACAGCCGUGAAGGGUGGUUGGACUUUCGGUCACUGAUCAGAUCAGCGUCCCCCAACCACACCUGUAUUAAGUCAAAGACGUGGGAUCCCAUGGUCAUCUUCUUCACCAGUGGGACCACGGGGCUCCCCAAGAUGGCAAAGCACAGCCACGGACUGGCCUUAAAGUCCUGCCUCUCCUCCAGGAGGGGAGGUCACAACUGCCGUGUUCAUCAUGGGGAUGCUUUCAACUAUGGAAAUAAAAUCCCCUCUCUUCUCGCUUUCCAGGUGUUGUUCAAAUACCCCAUCACCCAAUUCCUGGCUGCACCAGGUGUAUUCCGAAUGAUUCUACAGGAGAAAUUCGCCAACCUCAGGUUCCCCACCCUGGAGCACUGCAGCACUGGCGGGGAGGCCCUGCUGCCCGAGGAGCAUGAGCAGUGGAGACGACACACGGGCCUCCUGCUCCACGAGCUCUAUGGACAGUCGGAGACGGGAAUGACUUGUGCUGUCUUCCGGGGAAUGAACAUCAAGCUGGGUUCCAUGGGGAAGGCCAUCUCACCCUUCGACAUCCAGAUCAUCGACGACAAGGGCAACAUCCUGCCCCCCAAUACUGAAGGAAACAUGGGCAUCAGGAUGAAGCCCACCAGGCCACCGGGCCUCUUCAUGUACUACGAGUCGUGGGAGGAGAGAGGAGGAAAUGGGGAGCAGGCACGGCCAGACCAUGACUCUCGUGCUGGAAUAAAGAACAACCCAAAGGAGACAGCGAAGGUGGAGUGUGGGGACUUUUACAACACCGGGGACAGAGCAACUAUGGAUGCAGAAGGUUACUUGUGGUUCCUGGGCAGGGAGGAUGACAUCAUCAACGCCUCUGGGUACCGCAUCGGGCCGGCAGAGGUGGAGAACGCCUUGGCGGAGCACCCUGCGGUGGCCGAGUCCGCGGUGGUGAGCAGCCCGGACCCGAAGCGCGGGGAGGUGGUGAAGGCAUUUAUUGUCCUGAACCCGGAGUUCCUGUCCCAUGACAAGGACCAACUCACCAAGGAUCUGCAGCAGCAUGUGAAGUCGGUGACGGCCCCGUACAAGUACCCAAGAAAGGUGGAGUUUGUCCUAGAACUGCCUAAAACCAUCACCGGCAAGAUUAAACGGAGUGAUCUCCGGAAAAAGGAGUUUGGUGGGAUGUCAUCAAGGAAAAAAACAGAACCUACCCCGUGACUUAGGCAAAUCCCCGGGGUACCUCAAUUUCCUCAAUAGGGUGGGGUUUGGAGAGGUAUCAGGAGGUCUGAGGCCCCAGUAUUUUUUUUUUUUUGUCCCUCUGAGUUUGGUUGCUGCCCUCCUUGGAAGUCCUCUGUUCUCCUGGAGGGCCCAGGUGAGCUCGAGGAUUGGGGUUGCAGGUAAUAAAACACUAACAGCAGCUGCAACAGCACCUCAGUGCUCUCCGUUUGCUUAGUGACGCCAUCUGUGCCAAACGCCUUUCCUCCACCAUCACCCCCACCCCCAGUCCAGCACAUCCCAUGGCCAGAUGCGCCCUCUUAGCACCAGCAUCUGGAGAGGCUCCCAGCUCCAUUCCGUAGCCAGGACCCAGGGCCAGGAAGGAGACUGCCUGCUGGACCACGCGCCUGCCCCUGCGAGACACAGGAGCCCACAGCCCCGACUUUCCUCGACAGACACCCAACAAGGCCCCUCCUUCCCAGGGACUCAGGAGCUUGCUAGGGAUCCCCACUCACUCUGCCAGGGAUCAGGACCCCCUCCUUAUCCAAGAGUCCUCCCCAGACAGCACCUCUUUUCCUUCUCACUAUAACCCCCCCCCCCAGGGUCACAGAUCCCUCUCCACCCCCUGGUUUAGACUCCUGUGCCUGGGCCAUGUCCUUGGGUGUGGAGAGCGGUGACUUGGAUCAUGGUCUUUGACUGCCUGGGAGCCGUGGCUGUGCCUUGCCCUGGGAAAUUUCCCUGCAAAGGUGCAGGACAAGAUUGCCCAGGAGGGGCUGGGGUUGUGACUCAGUGGUACAGUGUUUGCCUAGCACGUGGGAGGCACUGGGUUCGAUUCUCAGCAUGACUUUAAAUAAAUAAAAUAAAGGUCCAUCAACAACUAAAAAAAAAAAAAAACAUAAAAAAAAAAGAUUGCCCAGGAGCUAUGGUAAAGCCUUUGCCUGAGAAAGUUCUG